Molecule: messenger RNA, 4467 nt
Organism: Astyanax mexicanus (Mexican tetra)
Lineage: Eukaryota; Metazoa; Chordata; Actinopteri; Characiformes; Acestrorhamphidae
Gene: tent5aa
Product: terminal nucleotidyltransferase 5Aa
Exons: 2
Coding region: 421-1614 (397 amino acids)
Biological process (GO): mRNA stabilization
Molecular function (GO): poly(A) RNA polymerase activity; RNA binding
Source: RefSeq, a predicted model, not a curated record
GAUUUCCCCUGGAUACAGGUGGAGAAAAAAAACUCCAACGGCUGUAUACAAACGGCCACCCCACUGAGAGCAGCAGAACCUGCACCUCCACUGGAGACACGGGCGGACAGAGAGCUGAGUGCGCUGAUAAACCCGAGAAAGAAAAGAGAGAGAGAAAAAAGGGGAGAAAGAGGGAGUAUCUUCAGCUUCAGAGAGGAACCAAGAGGAACCCGCCCGGAGUCAACAUUUAUUACAGCUUCUCUCAAAAACUUUUUUAAAUUAUUAUUAUAGCCAUGCAGCUUCAGCAGCGUCCAUAAGCUUGCGUGAGUUAUCUAUCUCAGCGGCUGGUGUUCCGGAUGAGGCUGGACCCAGGCUCUCUCCUCUAGACUUGACCCCCCGCCCUCACCGCUCACCUCCGCGUCCCGGGCUCCGUCCCGCACCAUGGCCGAGGAGGACGGCGCUGCUCCCGGGGCCGCGCAGGGCGGCAGCUUCAGCGUGCUCAGCUGGGAGCAAGUGCAGCGGCUGGACAGCCUGCUGACCGAGAGCAUUCCCAUCCACGGCCGCGGAAACUUCCCCACGCUGCAGAUGAAGCCGCGGCAGAUCGUCAAGGCUGUUAGGAGGCGCAUGGAGGAGCGCGAGCUGCGCGUGCGGGACGUCCGGCUGAACGGCUCCGCGGCCAGCCACGUCCUGCACGAGCAAAGCGGCCUGGGUUACAAGGACCUGGACCUCAUCUUCUGCGCCGAGCUGAAGGGGGAGGCCGAGUUCCAGAUGGUCAAGGACAUCGUGCUGGACUGUCUGCUGGACUUUCUGCCUGAGGGAGUGAACAAGGAGAAAAUCACACCCCUGACCUUAAAGGAAGCUUAUGUUCAGAAGAUGGUGAAAGUGUGCAACGACUCGGACCGCUGGAGCCUGAUCUCCCUCUCCAACAACAGAGGCAAGAACGUGGAGCUCAAGUUUGUAGACUCGUUGAGGCGACAGUUUGAGUUUAGUGUGGACUCGUUCCAGAUCAAACUGGACUCACUCUUGCUCUUUUACGAAUGUUCUGAGAACCCUAUGGCCAAAACCUUUCACCCCACUAUCAUUGGGGAGAGCGUGUAUGGAGACUUUAACGUGGCACUGGAGCACCUGCGCAACAAGGUGAUCUGCACCAGGAACCCUGAGGAGAUCCGUGGAGGCGGUCUCCUGAAGUACUGCCACCUGUUGGUCAGAGGCUUCCGAGCCGCCUCUGAGACUGAGAUGAAGUCUCUGCAGCGCUACAUGUGCUCACGAUUCUUUAUUGACUUCUCGGACAUCAACGAGCAGCAGCGGAAGCUGGAGUCCUACCUCCAGAACCAUUUUGUGGGGCUGGAAGACCGCAAGUACGACUAUUUGAUGACUCUGCACGGGGUGGUGAACGAGAGCACGGUGUGCCUGAUGGGGCACGAGAGGCGCCAGACUUUAGGGCUCAUUGCCAUGUUAGCCGUGCGUGUGCUGGCUGAGCAGAACGUCAUACCAAACGUGGCAAACGUCACCUGCUACUACCAGCCUGCCCCUUAUGUAGCAGAUGGCAACUUUAGUAAUUACUACAUUGCCCAGGUGCAGCCAGUGUUUGCUUGCCAGCAUCAGACCUACUCAACCUGGUUACCCUGCAACUGAUUGCAUGGACAUUUGAUUAGAGACAGAGAGAGAAAGAAAAAAGAAAAAAAGAGAGUUGCAUUUCCGUACUGAAUCAGCUGAAUCAGUUUUGCAAGUUGUCCUGAGCAUUUAGGGAAGCCAGAGCAAAUAGAAGGUGAUUUGCAUUUUAGCUCUGAAUUCUAGCCCCAUGUUUACUACACUGCAGUAAAGCAAAAUUUGCCAUUAAAACAGGACAAAUGAUAGUCAGCUGCUUCAGUUAUGUUGGGAAACAGUUCUGUUGUUUUUUUAACAACCUUGCUAGCAGACAUCAUAAGGGUCUACAUUGGCCUGGCCUUGUAUAUCUCUGGAAGGACUUUUAGGCCUUUUUUCUCAAACUGUCUAGUAGUCCAAGAGAAUGCAAGCUGCUUAGAGAUACCAGUCAAAGACCCAGCCUCAGUUUGGCUGACACUGUUGUUAACAUAAAAAUUAGGUCUUAACAUGGCCCAAAGACUGGCUGUAUUAUUAUUAAUGCUGUGUAUUGGAGCACUCCCGUCCUGACUGCGUGCAUGCAGCCACUCUUUCUACAUCUGCGUCCAGAUGAGUGAAGGACAGAAAUAGAGGACGACACGUCUCCUGCAUAGGGGUCAACUUAUUCACAUUGUGAACAGCAAAAAUGAAUCUCAGAAAAAGAGGUGAUAUUCCUGAUAAGUGUUUACAAAACCAAAGAUUUUAUGAUUGACUGUUUUAUCGCCCAGAUAUGGAAUUAGUGCUGUCUAUAUUUGUAUAUGUGAAACACGCAUUCUAAGUGCCUAAUGCCAAUGCAGAACAGUAAGGGAAUCACGCAAACCAUUGUAGAUUUUUUUUUUUACAGGUGAAGAAACUACACAAAGUCCAUGAUCACCAUAUGCACACACACACUUAUACACAUGACAAAGGGACUCAAAGCUUGUGAAUGUAUGGGAUGUAUCCUGAUUAACAGUGUGUCUUUUUUUUAAUGGUAGACGUUAAAACCUAUCCCAAGGUAUCGUCAGCAUCACAUCACAGAUAAGAAGAUACAAAGUCUAUCUUUCAAUUUUGGAAAAGAUAAAAAGUGGAAAGCAGGACAUCUCAAGAUUUCUGGUGCUUUACUUUCGAAACACUGCAUCAAAACAGAAGAAAAAGAGUUAGUCACAUGACCUAUAACUUAAUUUAUUAUUGCUCGCAUUGAGCAAAAUUUUGAGUCAAUAUGAAUUAAUUGACUCUCUUGAUGGACUUGUUACUGUAUGUAUCAUAAUUGCUUGAGCUGGUAGGGAAAAUCUUGCAGUACAGCAUGAGCCUGUUGUACAUUUUGGUUACAGUUCUCAUCGGCUCUUACUCUAGCCUUUUAUCACAGACACGUGGACGAAACCUCGUUGUUGGAUGAGAGAGGGAGAGAGAGGCCAAGGCACGGUAGAAAACAAAGAGCUGUCUUAUUGAACAGAGAGGAGGGAAUGUGUAUCCAUCCGCUGUCAUGACGGACGAUAUUUGUUGAGGCACUUCUGAUGGUGGGACAUUAUUUGAUGUAACACCCUAGCAGGGAAUUCCACAGUUACCGCUGAAAUGGUCUGACUAAAACUGGCUGUGUUCAUGCUCUCUCAGUCCUGCUCGCUGCUCUAUGUUCUCAGCGUCAACCUAACAUUUAGCCUAUGCUAACAGAGGGUUAACCUGUUCUAGAUUAAUACUGGAGAGAGGAAGAGAGCAUGUUCGGACGGCUGCACGGAUAUUUAAACUUGAGGAGGAGAAGGGGAGCAGUGAAGUGUGAAAGUCUGCGUGGGAGAGGUGAGCACAGCGAAGAGAAAGACUUGAGAGAAAGCUGGGGUGAUGGGUGCAGCUGGUGAUGGGGUUCACGUCCUUCUGCAAACAGUUUUUAAUCAGAACCUCCUCUGUCAUGGUUGCCAGUGAUCUGGUACUGAGAUGUAAUUGCUUUAAGAAACACAAGCAGGAACAGCGCAGGCCCAGUGUAAUCAAAUACAGAUUGAUUAUAAAAGGAAUGUAGCAUGGAAAAUACUUUAAUCAUCGCUGUCUUAUCAAGACAUGGUUAUUCACUCUAACUGUGAGUCCAUCAAAAAUUAUUUCAAUAAAAUGACCGAAGAGAACGCAACCUGGCAACCUCCAGAACUAUUAGUCAUCUUGAAACUGAUUGGGGUCAUCAAGGCCAGGAUCCCUCAGAGGGAGAGAUUCAGAGUAAGCAUCUGAUUGAGAAGUGUCCCAUGAGGUGGCGCUCCCCAUUCCGCCAACUUUGCAGUAGAAGCUGUUUGUUUUCUACUGACAGGGCUUCUUCUUCCAUAGCUGUGAGCGAGUGAGGAGCUCAUGCAUAGACUAUGCUGUGUGUGUCUGCUGCUGACCUGAGCAGAAGUCUUAAACUUUCUCUUUUUUUUUCCACAUAUCCUGCAGUUUUACUUGCUCAUGUCUUUUUCUGACUAGAUCAAUUCGUGGUCUGUAUCCAACCUCUUUGUUUGGAGUUUGUAACUUUUUUUUAUCAUACAUCAACAGUGUAAUGUGGAUGAGAUAAUUCACACUCACACACACACACACACACAUUCAGACAAGGUUGGAAAGAUGAAACAGUGUCGCUUAGCUCCUCAGCUGGCAAAAAGCAAGUAGAAGAUGAUGCCAUGUUGCACAGUGUUCUGAACUGUUGUUUAAAAAAAAAGUAAAAAAUGCAAGAGAUUUCUUUUUCUUCUCUGUGGUUUUAUUAUCAUGCUUGUUUUUAAUACAUGUAUUACACAUUCGAAUUGUCACUCUGCUUUCAAAUCUGUGGUCAAGCUGCUAAAUGUUGAUUUCUAAACUGCUUUUUUGCAAACGUUGUUGAUGUGUCCGUUGGGUCGAAGAUUUAAAGGAUUUUUUCCUCAAUAAAAAGUUUAAAAACCCCUAUAA